AUGCAAAACCACAACGGCCCCUGUUCCUUGCUGGCCAUCUGUAACGUCCUCCUCCUCCGCGGCUCCAUCCUUCUACCCGGCCCACCCACUCGCACCUCGAUCUCGUUCACCAGCCUGCUAUCCCUCCUGGCAGACUACCUCGUCCGCCAGAACCUGCAAGCCGACCAGCUCCAUGCAGCCCUCUCCACCAUCCCCACCACCCAGACCGGCCUCGACCUGAACCCGAGAUUCGGGUCGAUAGACGGCUUCAGGGCCCCCUCGCGAUCCUCAGCCGCCCAGGGCCUCGAUCUCUUCUCGGCUGUCGGGAUCCCUCUCGUCCAUGGAUGGAUCGCCGACUCGCAGGACUUCGAUACAUGGGACGUCGUCGUCGGAAAGUGUGGUGAUUACGAUAAGGCGGUCGAACUAGCGGUGACUGGCGAAGAGCUACUGGCCAAACAGCUCGAAAACCCUCACCUUGAACUCCGCCAGGAAGAGCAAAGCUUGCUAAGAGAGGCUCUCCUGCUCCGCAGGUUUCUCGACUCUACCUCGACCCAACUCAGCUACCCGGGUCUCUUCCAGCUUGCCAGCGGAAUAGCGCCCGAUUCGCUAGUCGCCCUACUGCGCAACUCGCAUCUCUCGGUCCUCUACCGCCGGCCGGUCCUACCGGUCCACCAGCGCCCACCGGCGGCCCGACCGGCCCCACCACUCCCCCCGCCGCCGGACCAGACUGAUCCGGACUACGACCACCAGACGGCCUUGGAGGUCCAUGCGCUCAGCCUGGAGCUCGCGGCGGCUGAAGAGCACGAAGGCCAGCCGGAUGGCGAUCAGGAGGGGCGCCAGGACGAUCCCCGGCUGCCUAAGCUCUUCACCCUCGCCACCGACCUGGCCUUCCUCCACGAGCCCCAGAUCGUCUGGGAGUCUCUCGAGGAUGUCGAAGGCGGGCUGAGUGAGUUCUACGACUGGAAACUGGCCCGCAGCUGUCUCAACACCCAUCGUGCGCCCACUCAGGCCGCUCAGUCGACCACCCACCCAUCCAGCCAAGCUCAGCCUUCGGACACGGAUACCGACUUGAGCCUAGCCCACCAGCUACAGGAGGAAGAGUACCAGCGCGUCCGCCGAGCCGAGCAGCGGUCUGGCCAUCAGCCUAACACACCGUCCGGGGGCGGCGUGCCCUCUUCUGCCCCUCCCCGCCGACCCGCUCAGCCUCAACCGCCUCAUCUAGUCACAGCUACUGUGCCGCUUUCUUCGACGAAGAAGAAAAAGAAAGACUGCGUGAUCGUCUAG
Messenger RNA from Puccinia triticina, 1263 nucleotides. RefSeq lists its product as uncharacterized. The record is from RefSeq and is a predicted model, not a curated record. Bases 1 to 1263 code for a protein of 420 amino acids. Gene Ontology annotation, cellular component: cytosol; cell periphery. Lineage: Eukaryota; Fungi; Basidiomycota; Pucciniomycetes; Pucciniales; Pucciniaceae. Gene Ontology annotation, molecular function: cysteine-type carboxypeptidase activity; cysteine-type deubiquitinase activity; K48-linked deubiquitinase activity. The transcript is spliced from 3 exons. Gene Ontology annotation, biological process: protein K48-linked deubiquitination.